GGGAAUUAAGCUCCAGUCGACGAAGACCUCCAGAUGCUCGACAUGCGACUAAUUCUCGUGGUCCUCGUCAUUUUCGCGAGAUCCGUUUUUUCCAAGUUUUAUGAAAAAACAAGGUUUGACAGAUCAUUAGAUGGUAAUGACAUUUCGCCAGACGAUGUUAAUUAUUCAAGUUCUUUGAGUUUCUCGGAUCGUCACACGAAUUUCAUUGCCUAUAAAGAUGAGAUACAAAACACGUGUUAUCUCGAAAGAGCAAAGCGGGAUUUUUCACCUGGUGAAAAUUUCUUCAAAGACAUAUACAAAAGUAAACCGAGAACUGUAUUCGUUUCAAAUCAAAUUUUAGACAAGUCGGAGGUUGAGAAAAUUGCAGGAAAGCGGAUAGUAGAUUUUUGCCAAGAUGCUUCAAUAAUAUUAUUAGUGGAUCGAAGAUCAAAUUUAAUAAAAGAAGAAAAUAUUGAAUUUGAAGAGAAAAAGCAUGUGGAUGAUCCUGAAUUAUUUCAAAAUCGUUUGAAGAGAAAUGUAUUUGGAAAACAACGUUUAGUCCAUAAAAAACGAAAGACUCGACAAACAAAUCCUUUUCGUGGACGUUUCCGAGGUCAGACUCAAGCCCAGUACAUGAGUUCAAAUACUAAUGGUCCAAAAGAUGGUAAAGCAGAAGCUGAAGCUACUCAACAAUCCUCUCGUGCUAUUGUCAGCGGUAGCAAUGGGAUGGGUCAGGCGCAAAGUAUGUCAUCCGGAGGGACUGGAUGCGAAGGGUGCCCUGGAUUUCCUACAGGACCCGCGGGGGGAGUCACUGGUCCUGGAGGGGUUUAUCACGGUGGUGUUCAUAAGCCUGGGGGUCCUGGAAUUUUAAUGCCACCAUACCCACCGGGUUCUGAAACUUAUCCCGGUGGGAGAAUUCCAGGUCAAUUGCGACCUGGAGAAGGACUUACUUAUCCUGGUGGUUCAAUUCCAGGAACUGUUCCGGGACAAACGGGAGUUUCGUAUCCUGGUGCUACAAUUCCAGGAACAGUUCCGGGACAAACGGGAGUUUCUUAUCCGGGUGGUGUUAUUCCUGGAGGAAUGCCAGGAGGUGUUCCUGGUCAAAUGAUUCCAGGCGCAGGUCCUGGAACUUAUCCUGGUGGAAUGAUUCCAGGAGGUCAAACAGGAAUAACAGGAAGAGGACCAGGAACUGGGGGUGUUACUUAUCCUGGUGGUAUGAUACCAGGACGACCGGGAACCUAUCCCGGACAAAUUCCUGGUGGAACGUAUCCUGGAGGAACUACUGGACCAACAGGUGGGGUACCAGGACCUGGAGGGGCCACUUAUCCAGGUGGGGCUGUACCUGGUGCACGACCUGGAGGAACGUAUCCAGGAGGACAAACGGGACCUGGAGGGGUUACCUAUCCUGGUGGGGCUAUACCUGGUGCUCGACCUGGAGGAACGUAUCCAGGAGGACAAACGGGACCUGGAGGGGUUACCUAUCCUGGUGGGGCUAUACCUGGUGCUCGACCUGGAGGAACAUAUCCUGGAGGACAAACGGGACCGACAGGGGGAGUUCAAUAUCCCGGCGGAAUGAUUCCAGGGCGACCGGGAACUUAUCCGGGACAAAUGCCUGGUGGAACGUAUCCUGGAGGAACUACUGGACCAACAGGUGGGGUACCAGGACCUGGAGGGGUCACUUAUCCAGGUGGGGCUGUACCUGGUGCACGACCUGGAGGAACGUAUCCAGGAGGACAAACGGGACCUGGAGGGGUUACCUAUCCUGGUGGGACUGUACCUGGUGCACGACCUGGAGGAACGUAUCCAGGAGGACAAACGGGACCUGGAGGGGUUACCUAUCCUGGUGGGUCUGUACCUGGAGCACGACCUGGAGGAACGUAUCCCGGAGGACAAACGGGACCAACAGGUGGAGUUCAAUAUCCCGGCGGCGCAGUGCCAGGUCAAACAGGAACUUUCCCAGGAACCUAUCCAGGAGGACAGACCGAACCAACUAGAGGAGUACCAGGAACAGGGGUGACUUAUCCCGGUGGUGUUAUUCCAGGUGGAACGUAUCCAGGUGGAGCAGUACCUGGGCAAACAAUUCCAGGUACUGGUGUUUCGUAUCCCGGUGGAGUACCACCUGGCCAAACGAUUCCGGGUACAGGAGUUUCUUAUCCGGGUGGAGCAGUUCCUGGGCAAACAAUUCCAGGUACUGGUGUUUCGUAUCCCGGUGGAGUACCACCUGACCAAACGAUUCCGGGUACAGGAGUUUCUUAUCCGGGUGGAGCAGUUCCUGGGCAAACAAUUCCGGGAACUGGUGUAUCAUAUCCUGGUGGAGUACCACCCGGCCAGACGAUUCCGGGUACAGGAGUUUCUUAUCCGGGUGGAGCAGUUCCUGGGCAAACAAUUCCGGGAACUGGUGUAUCAUAUCCUGGGGGAGUACCACCUGGUCAAACAAUUCCGGGUACUGGUGUUUCUUACCCUGGUGGAGCAGUACCCGGUCAAACAAUUCCGGGAACUGGUGUAUCAUAUCCUGGUGGAGUACCACCCGGCCAGACGAUUCCGGGAACAGGAGUUUCAUAUCCGGGUGGUAGUGUUCCAGGACGACCUGGAAUGUAUCCUGGACAAACUGGAGUUGGAGGAACAUAUCCUGGUGGUGCCAUACCAGGACAAACUGGACCUACCGGACAAGGAUAUCCUGGAGGUGUUGUUCCAGGUCGUACGACGAUUCCUGGAACUUAUCCUGGUCAAACUGGUGUUGGAGGAACAUAUCCUGGUGGAGCAAUACCGGGACAAACUAUUCCAGGAACAGGGGUUAGCUAUCCUGGUGGAGUGCCGCCUGGUCAAACGAUUCCUGGAACAGAAGGUGUAUCAUAUCCUGGAGGAACAAUGCCUGGGCAAAUGAUUCCAGGAACGGGAGGAGUAUCUUAUCCUGGUGGAGUACCACCUGGACAAACAGUUCCAGGAACUGGUGUUUCAUAUCCUGGUGGAGUACCACCUGGUCAAAUGAUUCCGGGAACGGGAGGAGUUUCUUACCCUGGUGGAGUGACACCUGGACAAACAAUCCCUGGAACAGGAGGAGUAUCUUAUCCAGGUGGAGCAGUACCUGGACAGACAAUUCCCGGCACUGGAGCAUCUUAUCCAGGUGGAACAGUACCUGGCCACACAAUUCCGGGAACAGGCGGAGUUUCUUAUCCAGGUGGAGCAGUACCUGGUCAAACAGUUCCAGGCACUGGUGUUUCUUAUCCUGGCGGAGUACCGCCUGGUCAAACUAUCCCUGGAACGGGAGUUUCUUACCCCGGUGGUGCUUAUCCUGGUGGCGCAGUACCUGGACAGACAAUUCCAGGAACAGGAGUGACCUAUCCAGGUGGAAUGCCAGGUUGUGUCAAUAAUAUUUGUCCACCUGGACAAACGGUACCAGGCGGGACUUAUCCGGGAACUUAUCAGCCAGGUGGAAUUACUGGUCCGGGAGGAGUGCCAGGAACCGGAGUUGGCACACAUCCAGGGGGCGUUAUUCCAGGCAGAUCGCCAGGCAUUUAUCCUGGACAAACUGGUCCUGGAGGUCCUUCAUAUCCCGGCGGUGUUGUUCCAGGAACUUAUCCGGGUGGUUCGAUUCCAGGAGGGGUUCCUGGAACUGGUACAAGCGUUCAAUAUCCUGGUGGCGUUCAACCUGGUGGAAUUCCAGGAACGGGUCAAGUUUAUCCAGGAGGAACUAUUCCAGGUUCAAUGGUUCCUGGAACUUAUCCAGGUGGCGCUGUUCCUGGCACAUAUCCUGGAGGUGUACCAGGAACUUAUCCUCGUGGCUACCCAACGGGUGGUGGUCCUGGAACUCAACCGGGAGGUGUUCCCGGCGGAACAACUGGAUAUCCAGGGGGCGUUGUGCCAGGUGGUACCCCUGGAUAUCCUGGAGGAAUUGUGCCGGGAGGUACUCCUGGAUAUCCUGGAGGAGUUGUACCAGGAGGUACUCCUGGAUAUCCUGGAGGAGUUGUGCCGGGAGGUACUCCUGGAUAUCCUGGAGGAGUUGUGCCGGGAGGUACCCCUGGAUAUCCUGGAGGAGUUGUACCAGGAGGCACAGUAAUUCCUGGAAGACCGGGCACUACUUAUCCGGGUGGCGUUGUACCUGGAGGACAAGUUUAUCAACCUGAGGGAUAUCCAGUUGAUGAUGGAUCAGAUUCACACGCACUCAGUUCAGUGAAGCAGAGCGAGAGUGGAACGCACGCGAGUGCAUCAGCCCAGGGUAAAUAUGGCACAGGCUCUGCUCAGUCGCAAGUAAGUGGAACAUAUACUGGUGGUGGGUCAUUUUCCGCGCAAGCUGGCACUCAGGACGCGAAUAAGAGCGCUCAAACGCAAGUGAGCGGUGGUAAAGAAGGCGCAGUCAGCAGUGCCCAAGGAUCCGGUGGUCUUGGCAAAAGCCAAGUGCAAGUUCAAUUGAAUUCCGAUUCCGGAGCAACGUCAACGAACGCCCAAAGCGGUGGAUGGAAUCACGGUACGAAUUCUCAAGUCCAAGCCAGUUCCAAGGGUGGAAUGGCAGACGCCCAAGCGAAUGGCGAAGGUCAAACCUUCAGUCAGGCUCAAAUCGGUUUUCAGCCCUACAUGAAGACUGACGAGAAGCCAGAGAAAAAUUCGAAACCCUUCAGAGGCGGUGGCACAGCCUCAGCCCAAAGUGGCACUUACCGUGGACAAUCUCAAUCACAAAUCGAAGGCUCCUUCAAAUACGGAAUCACGUACACGGGAGCAGCUCAAGCUGGAUCAGGAUCCGGAGCAGCAGCCGCCAGGAAACCCUUCAACUUCUCCGAUUCGAAUUCGGAUUUCUUUAAGAAAACCAAACCCUAUGUUCCGCCGGCAAUAAGUGACGAUAGAACUGACAACACACCUCCACCGCCGGAGAAUGAUUACGAUCUAGAUGAUCGACAAGGUCUACAGACAAGUUCGAGUUCGAGGAAAACUGUCGUCGCCACUCUGUCGAAGUCGAUGAGCAAUAAAGCGGAAAAGAAGUCACACAAGACGGAAAAGAAUUAUGAUAACGAUGAUAAUGAUGACGAUUACGAGGACUACGAAGACGAAGAGUUUAAUUAUACAGGAAGAAGCAAUUCCGAUGAUAUUUCCCAAAAGUCCUUGAAAGAAUCGGCAAUGAUUCGUGACACUUUCCAAGAUGAAGCACUGCCUGGUUAUACAAUGUCCCCUAGUUAUCGUAGUUCAAAAACUGAAGAUAAAUUCGAUAAAACUUUGAAGCAGGAAAAUAAAACCGAAUUCUCAGAGACUAGUUCAUUGAAAACUGAUUACGAACAAAAGAUCAGUGCUAAAAAUCAAACUCACGAUUUGGAGAGUUCAAGUCAACAGUCAUCGAAUAGCAGUGCCAAGACAAAUUAUUACUCCGUGUCAAAUAGUAUAGCAGGAAAAAUGGACGAUGGAAAAGAACCAGUAAAAAAAUACGAACAUCGAUAUUAUACGAAGAGUUCUACAUGUGGUUACUUUACAUUCUCUUGUAAUGUCGUUUAUGGCUCGAAUGGAAGGACGAAAAUCUGCAAACCAAAAAUUCCAACAAAUCCAGACGGAACGCCAAUUAAAUGUUAAUGAAAAUAAUCAUAUAAUUUGAAUUUAUCAUUUUUUUCAUGACUAUUUUACUGAAGAAAAAAAAUACUAAUCUAUGAUGAAUUGUAAAAAAAUUACAAUUUAUUAUUAUGGCUUUAAAGUUUAACAUCAUGUUGAGUAAGCUCAUGUACUUAUAGAUUUUAGAAUAAAAUUUUUUCUAUAAAAAAAGAAAACAGUGUAAUUUCGAAAAUUAUGGCGCAUGACAAUUUUUAAAGUUCAGAACAAUUUAAAUCUUAGAAAAAUAUUUUUUAAAAUCAUUUGGGUUAAGGGAGAAUCUGAAAAACAACCGGAACAAAAGUUACUCCACUUCCAUUAUUUUGUAUUUUAAAUAAAAAGACAAUUUAUUUCUGACAAGUUGAAUUUUUUUUUAUUUUUAUAAAA
Molecule: messenger RNA, 5931 nt
Organism: Leptopilina heterotoma
Lineage: Eukaryota; Metazoa; Arthropoda; Insecta; Hymenoptera; Figitidae
Product: collagen alpha-1(I) chain-like
Exons: 8
Coding region: 34-5532 (1832 amino acids)
Source: RefSeq, a predicted model, not a curated record